UUCUUUCCUCAACUUUCCAAAAGAAACAGAUUUUCUCUACUGGUUUCUUGUUCUUGUUUUUUACAUGGCUGAGAAACAAGCGCAUCUGAACGGAGCCUACUAUGGCCCCUCAAUUCCACCAGCUACAAGGAACUACCACCGCCCUGGCCGUGGCUCAGGUUGCGGAUGCUGCUGCUGUCUUUUGAAGCUCCUCUUCAACACCAUCAUCACUGCUGUGGUCGUCAUUGGCCUUGCUGUUCUCAUCUUCUGGCUCAUCUUCCGUCCCAACAAGGUCAAGUUCCAUGUCACAGACGUCUCACUCACUGAAUUCAACCUCACCACCGACAACACUUUGCAUUACAACCUUGCUGUUAAUAUGACAGUGCGUAACCCAAACAAGAGAAUUGGCAUAUACUAUGAUAGUAUCGAGGCAAACGCUUAUUACGAGGACCAAAGAUUCGCUACGCAAACUUUGACCCCUUUUUAUCAAGGACACAAGACUACUAGUUUCUUGAACCCUGUUUUCAGGGGGCAGCAAUUCGUUGGGCUUGGGGCUGACCAGACUUCCAAGUUUAAUGCAGAGAAGACUCUUGGGAUUUACAGUAUUGAUGUGAAGUUGUACUUGAGGAUUAGGUUCAAGGUUGGCUGGGUGAAGACUGGCAGGAUCAAGCCCAAGAUUUCUUGUAACUUGAAGGUUCCUUUGGACUCCAAUGGUAGCUUGGCUGGUACUCCUGAAACUACCAAAUGUGGUUGGGGUUUCUGAUCAGCAGUGGUCGAGUCUUUUAUUCUAUUUUCUUUGGGAUUUACACUAUUUAUUCUUUUGCUUUUUUGGCUUUUUUUCCAGUAGAUAUACAUUGUACAGUGGUCUUGGGUUUGAGACAUACACUGAUUAUUUACUUUUUUGUUUCAUGGGUUACGUUUUGUUACA
Messenger RNA from Durio zibethinus, 907 nucleotides. The record is from RefSeq and is a predicted model, not a curated record. NCBI's taxonomy places the organism in Eukaryota, Viridiplantae, Streptophyta, Magnoliopsida, Malvales, Malvaceae.